This is a messenger RNA of Colletes gigas, 3960 nucleotides long. It is a transcript of the gene bru3, whose product is annotated as CUGBP Elav-like family member 4. Gene Ontology annotation, cellular component: ribonucleoprotein complex; nucleus; cytoplasm. NCBI's taxonomy places the organism in Eukaryota, Metazoa, Arthropoda, Insecta, Hymenoptera, Colletidae. Gene Ontology annotation, biological process: mRNA splice site recognition; regulation of alternative mRNA splicing, via spliceosome. Gene Ontology annotation, molecular function: mRNA binding. The transcript has 13 exons. The coding region runs from base 189 to 1268 and encodes 359 amino acids. The record is from RefSeq and is a predicted model, not a curated record.
CUACUAGAGUCGUCCGCGCGAACCACGUUCUCAAUGUACUCGAUGUGAUGAACCGUCCUAUUCAAGUGAAGCCGGCGGACAGUGAAAACCGCGGAGAGUGCAUGAUGGACGACGGGAGCACCAGUGCCAUCUUCUGGAAGUAGGAGGCACCGGUGGCGGCCGCUGAAGACAGAAAGCUGUUCGUGGGAAUGCUCAGCAAGCAACAGACCGAAGACGAUGUCAGACAGUUGUUCACUGCCUUUGGCACAAUAGAGGAGUGCACCAUCCUCCGAGGACCCGACGGCAGUAGCAGAGGCUGUGCGUUCGUGAAACUUUCAUCACAUCAAGAAGCGCUAGCGGCAAUCAAUUCCUUACACGGUAGCCAAACUAUGCCGGGUGCAUCAUCCAGCUUAGUGGUAAAAUUCGCAGAUACUGAGAAAGAAAGGCAAUUAAGACGCAUGCAGCAAAUGGCUGGAAACAUGAGCCUCCUCAGCCCUUUCGUCUUCAAUCAGUUCGGCGCUUACGGCGCUUAUGCUCAACAACAAGCGGCUCUGAUGGCUGCUGCAACGGCGCAAGGAACAUACAUCAACCCGAUGGCGGCGUUAGCUGGACAAUUGCCGCACGCGUUAAACGGCAUCCAGCCGACUUCCGGUUUGUUCGUAGGUAGCGGUACAGGGCAGUCGGUUAACGGGGCGAUACCGUCGUUACCGUCGCCAACGAUGCCCAAUUUCAACAUAGCUGGACAACCACCUAACAGUCAACCAGCAGGUUCGGAUCCAAGUGUCUACACCAACGGCAUACCGCAGACCUAUACGGGACAUGCCCUCCAUCUGUCCAUUCCAGCACAAGGGAUGCCCCCCAGUGCGGAACCGCCACUUCAGCAUGCCACCGCGUAUCCCGGAAUGCAACCAUACGCCAGUGUCGCUUAUCCCGCCGUCUACAGCCAGUUUCCUCAAGCUAUUCCACAGCCGAUGACUGCCGUGGCACCAACGCAAAGAGAAGGAUGCUCUCUCUCAGGACCCGAGGGCUGCAACCUGUUCAUCUAUCACCUGCCACAAGAGUUUGGAGACCCUGAGCUUAUGCAGACGUUCAUCCCUUUUGGCAACGUCAUAUCCUCGAAGGUUUUCAUCGACCGGGCCACCAACCAGAGUAAAUGCUUCGGUUUCGUGUCGUUCGACAAUCCAGCGAGUGCGCAGACUGCAAUCCAAGCGAUGAACGGCUUCCAGAUAGGGAUGAAACGUUUAAAAGUCCAGUUAAAGAGGCCCAAGGACGCAAGCCGGCCAUACUAACCAAAGUCCUAGCUUAGAGAAACUGGACGAUAUGCACCGUACAUCAUAACCUACAGAAUGUCGUACAAGAACCCGGGCUCAUAGAACGCUCGACGAUCAGAAGUGACGAGUUUGAAUCACCGUUACAACGCUCUCCACUAUAAUAAUCUAGUAUACUAGUUAGACAAUUAAUUAGAGGAUAAAAAUUAGAAGCCAGUAAAGCGACUUCGUCUGCAGUCACACGGCGAGAAUGAAGAGGCUGACGAUAAAAAUAUUGGAUGUCCAGCACUGAACUCAGUCCGAAAAUACCAAAUGCGCGUACGAUGCACGCUUCAACGUUCUCGAAUGUUCGGAUAGAACGAAUUCGAUACUAGAAACGCCGUCGGUUUCGUCAUCGAUAUAUCCGCCCCUUUAACCUAUUUUUUAUUUAACUUCGCGUUGUUCUUUCGUCCCUUUCCUUCAUUCUCGAAUCCCCCUACUGCCAAACGAGCACAGUACCAAAACGGAACACACCUGUUCGCCGUAGAUCCUAGUACGAUUUCUCAACAUCCGAACAUUCGGGAAGCCUAUAAUUCGGGGGUGAAGGGUCUCCCGAUCCGGGUUAUCAUUCCCAGGACACGUUAAUUCCUAGUUUUAAUAAUUACGAUAAAUGUUCGAGGACGGGUGACCUUCUUAACGAUAACACAAAGAGCGCUCUCAGUUCCUGAUGCAACGGCAUGGCGACUUUCGUCAACCGGCUGUCAAAGUGUUAACUAAUUACCGCGAUUCGGUCCACAGAGCGCGAGAGAUCAGGCGUAUUCGUCCAGGCAAUUGGUCGUGUUUCGAACUGUUCCGUUCAGCAAGCGAUCUUUCGCCAAUUUUAGUUUCGAGCGUAGAAAGAAGUCGUCAAACACAACGGGGACGUCUUAGCUUCGAAUGGACGAUGCGACCGUCUCGAAAUCGUCUCUGUGCUGAAGUGGGUCAUUGGGCAAUUCGCGGUUCCUCCUAACGCAAACUUGUCAAUCACGUAUACAGGGUGCUCGUCUUACGCAACAUUUAAAAAAGUUUAUAAAAACGAAACUACACGCGAACACGAACACGAACACGAACACGGACACGGACACGGACACGUUUACAUACAUGUGCACUCUUACGUACACUCAGAUACGUAUAUAGACGAGACAUACGUAGCUACACACGUAUGAAAACAUGGAAUCAAUGCCGACCCGACAUCCGUGGGUUAACGGUUCUUCUUGCUUAUGUGUAUACGUAUGUGUAUAUAUCUAAACAAAUAUGUAUACACACGUAUACAUAGUUUUUUUAUAUAUAUAACAUUUAAAGGGAUCGUCGACGCCGCGUCGAACCAUAGUCAUCCUAAAGUCCGGUUAUCCACGACGCGGCGCACGUUCUCCCUGUAUACUUAUUAUUAUCACCCUUAUUAUUAUCGUCAUUAUUAUUAUGAUCAUAACGAUUAAUUACGACUACCGUUAAGUGAAAAAGCGUGAACGAAUUUCCGGUCGAAAUUACGAUGUAUUGGUAUUCAAUAUCUAACGAGGGAUCGUUCGACCAGAUCGCUGCGUUUCGCGAUCGUGUACGAUCGAGAUCCUGUUCGACGGUCGAUUUCGUGGCACGAUAAUCCAUGAAAUCGUUCUCGUUUUAAUUCACCGGACACGCAUCGCCCGGGAAAUGUCAAUUAGGCUGUGAUUAUCCGAACAAAACGAACAAGAGUAGCAAGAAGGUGGCGGACGAUAUUGGUAAGAUUAAAUUCCUCUCGAACCAAAAUAAUCGGAAGAUUGUCUGAUCCGGCUGAAUUCCGCAGAACUUUUUUCUUCGCUUUAAUUUUAAUCACCUAGUCUACGUCUAGUCAUUUUUUUUCUUACGUUUUCUUUUUUAUAAGAUAUUUAUUUAUUGCGUGGAUACUUUCGUUGGAACGGUAUGUUCCAUCUACCUGAAGCGAUAUAAUAGUUUUCAACGAUUUCUUGAACGAUAGAAAAACUCCACGGUGCGAGUUGUUCGCGACAUAUUUAUUUUCUAGACGCCAGAAACGAGAUCGCAAUUUUAUUAACGACAGAACGACGAAUAGAUUCUGCGUCGGGCUAAGUUGCAUUUAGAAAUCAUGAUCGUUCUAUUAUUCUCUGCACGUACGUUUGGAAUAUACCUGAAAUUACGAUUUACGACUGUAAGAAUUACGAUCUAGUCCCCAGACACUCAGUACCUUACGUUGUCUUUAGAGUUGUUGUUCCUUGUUUUCUUUAAAUCUUUCUUUUUUUUAUUAGCGUUGCUUGUUGUUGCAAAUGAUUUCUGAGACGGUCAGAGUGCCAGGUUUCGUACAGAACAGACCGAACAGAUGCACGGUAACACAACACAUUGGCACGAAAUAAUAGAAUCCGUGCCCGACGUUAUCACGAUUAUAAGUGAACGGAGGCACAGAGGUACUUACUCUCGCGUGAUUAUCGAGUAUCAUUUCUGUACACGAUAAAUGAAACAUUCGGACAUUUAACGAGCGGUGCCCGGUCGAAUCGCGCGGCCAGUCGCGAGUUUCGAUUUGUGUGAACGAUCGCGGACAGAAGUCAGGCGAUAGUUGGCGAAGACAGAGAGAGAGCGGGGAAAACGGGGGAUGAAAAAACGGGGUUAUUAAAACGAAACCAAACGCAUUAAGUACGGUAGAGGAACUAGCGUAGGUGAGCGGUGGAACGGAGAGGAGAACUCUGAUCUAGCAGAAAUAAUCAACCAA